Messenger RNA from Caenorhabditis elegans, 1348 nucleotides. It is a transcript of the gene nhr-230, whose product is annotated as Nuclear Hormone Receptor family. Gene Ontology annotation, biological process: DNA-templated transcription; regulation of DNA-templated transcription. NCBI's taxonomy places the organism in Eukaryota, Metazoa, Nematoda, Chromadorea, Rhabditida, Rhabditidae. Gene Ontology annotation, molecular function: sequence-specific DNA binding; DNA-binding transcription factor activity; DNA binding. Gene Ontology annotation, cellular component: nucleus. The record is from RefSeq and is marked reviewed. Bases 38 to 1282 code for a protein of 414 amino acids. The transcript is spliced from 8 exons.
UGUGAAUUUUAAAGUUAAAACCACGUCUCUCAUCACAAUGGAUCUCAUCGCAUCGACCUCAAUAUUAUCCCAGGAAGAGUCAUCGGAGCUUAUUUGUGCUGUGUGCUCACAGCCGGCACGUGGAAGACACUUUGGAGCAGUCGCCUGCCGGGCUUGUGCUGCAUUUUUUAGACGCGCAGACGCCGCCAAAACCACAGUAAAACCGUGUAAAAAAGGCGGAAAUUGCCAAAACUUGCUGAAUAAUAACGGAUGGUUUGACUGUAAAUUUUGUCGACUUCAGAAGUGUUAUGAAAUUGGAAUGAACUCAGCAAAUUUCCAAUUCGACAGGGACCCGAUUAGCACUAAGCUCACAAAUGUCCCAAACAGUAUGGAAGGUUUUCUGGGCCGCCCGCACUGUGUAAUUUUUGUGGACCCGGAAGUUGUCCGCUGCGAGAAGGAUCUCAUCGAUUGUACAGAUCUCUUACGGAAAGCCGGGCGGAUUUUAAAGGAGGGCUCCGAAUCACCGCUCUACACAAAAUCUAACCUACAAAAACUAGCAGAAGCUUUACAAAAAAUCGAUAUUUGCCACGAUUCAUCGCCGAGUCAACCGGUAAAGCUGGUCACCAAAUACGGGAAGGAAGAAGUUUUUUCAUUUUUUGAGCAAGAUUUUCUGAAAGCUACACGAUGGUUCACUUAUUUUGAUGAAUUUCAAGAUUUGGAUCAGGAACAGAAGCUAGAACUGAUUCAAGCUAUUUGGCACGUGUGGUCCCGUCUCUACAAGCUUUCCACGUCAGCAAUUGGAAAACGCCGGCAGAUUUGUGAGGAUAAAAUGCUAAUGAUAAGCCAUGGCUCCGAGUAUACUGUAAUGGAUCUCACGAAAAUUGAAUUUGAUUUUUCAUGGUGCACAAAAUAUACUAAUGAGCAAAUGCAACACUUCAUCGACAACACGCAAAAUAGUUUUCUGUAUAAACUGGUGGACUAUAUGAUGGACCUGAAGCCCAGUGACGUGGAACUAUCCUUCAUGAUCUGCCAGGCGUGCUUCCACUACGCGGGACAACGAUUUCAUGGAAAAAUGCUGGAAAUUUGUGAAAAUUUUCAGCAAAAAUUGGCCGAUGAGCUUCACGAAUUUUAUGUGGACGAGUGGAGAAUGCCCAAUUACUCUGGGAGGUUGUCACAGCUAUUAAGGAUUAAUAAUCGCAUUCGGGAAGACAUCUGGAAAUGCCGUAAAAAACAAGAAAUUGCCGAGAUUUUCGACGUCUACAGUAUCCAAUAUUCCCAUCCGGACAUUUUUAAGGAUAUCUGAAAAUUUUUGUUUUUUUUUUAAUCUUAAAAAAAUCAAAAAAUUCUUGCAAUAAAGUUUAUUUUUGGG